GCAGUUCUUUGAAAUUUGAAUCAUGGAUAAGAGAAGAUGAAUAAAAAAAAUUACUAAAGAUUUAGUAUAAAAAUCCCCACGUUCUCCGUCUUCGUGUCCGUGGAUUCCCAUUUCCCACUGCUGCUUUUUCCCAUUCACAGCUGCACUCACUUCAGCAACAUCCCAAUUUUGCUUUCCUCUAUAGUGCAGUGAUUAGCAAGCCGAGGACAAAAUGAUGGGGUUCUUGAAACCCAUGGUGGGUUUUUGGCUGCUGCUAUGCUGUCUGGCCGUGGUUACAGAUGCAACUUACCUGAAAUACGAAGACCCUAAACAGCCAUUGGGUGCUAGAAUCAAAGAUCUUAUGGGUCGCAUGACUUUGGAAGAGAAAAUUGGCCAGAUGGUUCAGAUUGAACGGAAAGUUGCAACCCCUGAUGUCAUGAAGAACUACUUCAUCGGGAGUGUACUGAGCGGUGGAGGCAGUGUACCGGCGGAGAAGGCGACGGCAGAAGCUUGGGUUAAUAUGGUGAAUGAGAUCCAAAAGGGGUCUCUAGCCACUCGUCUGGGGAUCCCCAUGAUUUAUGGGAUUGAUGCUGUCCAUGGUCACAAUAAUGUGUACAAUGCUACUAUCUUUCCUCAUAAUGUUGGUCUCGGAGUUACUAGGGAUCCGGCACUUCUUAGGAGGAUCGGAGAUGCCACGGCACUUGAAGUCAGGGCAACCGGAAUUCCUUAUGUUUUUGCUCCAUGUAUCGCGGUAUGCAGAGAUCCUAGAUGGGGUCGAUGCUACGAGAGCUAUAGUGAAGAUCAUAAGAUUGUUCAGCAAAUGACUGAGAUUAUACCUGGACUGCAAGGAGAAAUUCCUUCUAAUUCACGAAAAGGAAUUCCUUUUGUUGCGGGAAAACAAAAAGUUGCGGCCUGCGCUAAGCACUUCGUAGGAGAUGGUGGCACGAACAGGGGCAUUGAUGAGAACAACACUAUUAUCGACUAUAAUGGAUUGCUUAGCAUUCACAUGCCUGCAUAUUAUAACUCGAUAAUCAAGGGAGUCGCGACAGUAAUGGUUUCUUACUCGAGCUGGAAUGGAAGGAGAAUGCACGCCAAUCGUGACCUUGUCACCGGGUACCUCAAAAACAAGCUCAAGUUUAAGGGUUUUGUCAUAUCAGAUUGGCAAGGGAUUGACAGAAUCACCUCUCCUCCACAUGCUAAUUAUUCUUAUUCAGUUGAAGCUGGAGUUGGCGCUGGAAUUGACAUGAUCAUGGUUCCAGAAAACUACGCAGAGUUCAUCGAUGAACUCACUCGCCAGGUGAAGAACAAUAUCAUUCCAGUGAGCAGGAUCGACGAUGCUGUUAAAAGGAUAUUGAGAGUUAAAUUUCUUAUGGGUCUCUUUGAGAAUCCGUUGGCAGACAACAGCCUAGCCAACCAACUCGGAAGCAAGGAACAUAGAGAACUGGCAAGGGAAGCUGUAAGAAAAUCGCUUGUGCUGUUGAAGAACGGUCCCUCAGCCGAUAAGCCGUUGCUUCCUCUUCCUAAAAAAGCUGCCAAGAUAUUAGUUGCAGGGACUCACGCUGACAACUUGGGCUAUCAAUGCGGGGGCUGGACGAUCACUUGGCAGGGUCAGAGCGGGAACGAUCUCACUGUUGGUACCACAAUCCUCAAUGCUGUAAAAAACACGGUCGAUCCUACAACUCAGGUCGUGUACAACGAGAAUCCAGAUGCAAGCUUUGUCAAGUCUAACCAGUUCUCGUAUGCCAUCGUCAUCGUGGGUGAGCCUCCAUAUGCUGAAAUGUUCGGUGACAGCACAAAUCUCUCCAUCUCCGAGCCUGGCCCAAGCACCAUAAGGAAUGUGUGCAGCAACGUCAACUGUGUCGUUGUUGUCGUCUCGGGUCGUCCUGUUGUGAUGCAGCCUUAUGUUGGAGUUGCCAAUGCCCUUGUGGCUGCUUGGCUUCCAGGAACAGAAGGCCAAGGAGUAGCUGACCUUCUGUUUGGUGACUAUGGAUUCACCGGUAAGCUCGCUCGUACAUGGUUCAAGACUGUCGAUCAACUUCCCAUGAACGUUGGCGAUUCACAUUACGAUCCACUCUUCCCGUUUGGGUUCGGUUUGACCACUAAACCAAACAAGUACUAGAAAUAAUACAUUUUAGAGAACUUGAAGCAUAUUUAUCAUUUUCUUACCUACGAUGAGGAAAUUUACAAAGUCUCUUAAUCAUGUUUAGUAGCAUUUGUAAUACUCUUUCUUCUUUUAAUCUAUUAUUGGAAAAUCUUUUCCAUUAAAUAA
Molecule: messenger RNA, 2248 nt
Organism: Momordica charantia (bitter melon)
Lineage: Eukaryota; Viridiplantae; Streptophyta; Magnoliopsida; Cucurbitales; Cucurbitaceae
Biological process (GO): glucan catabolic process
Molecular function (GO): beta-glucosidase activity
Source: RefSeq, a predicted model, not a curated record